CCAAGGUGGCUCCGCUGCAGGCAAUCUCAUUUCCAUCUCAUUCAGUGUCUUACCACCGCGUACAACUCGCCCUUGAGCCCUAGAUAUGGCUCUUCCCAAGCGGAUCAUCAAGGAAACUGAGCGCCUCGUCGCAGACCCCGCGCCUGGAAUCACUGCUGCGCCGCAUGAGGACAACCUGCGUUACUUUGAUGUAACGAUUCAAGGGCCUGAUGGCAGUCCUUUCCAACAGGGCGUGUUUCACCUUGAACUAUUCCUACCGGAGGAAUAUCCCAUGAGUCCCCCAAAGGUGCGAUUUCUCACAAAGAUAUACCACCCAAACAUCGACAAACUGGGUAGAAUCUGUUUAGAUAUUCUGAAAGACAAAUGGUCCCCCGCAUUGCAAAUCCGGACAGUCUUGUUAUCUAUACAAGCUUUACUGAGUGCGCCCAAUCCUGACGACCCACUGGCUACCGAUGUCGCCAAGCACUACAAGGAGGAUGAGAAGGACGCACAAAGAGUCAGCAGGGAAUGGACUGAGAAGUAUGCGUCCAAUUGAUAAUUUGGCUUCCGAUGGAGUAUUUGGAAAUUAUGACGGUCUGAAGGCACGAGUGUUCGAGGACUUCAAGCUUACGCUUCUUAUUCUGAUUCGGCGUGGAUGUGGGGGUUCGCCUGGGUUCGCCCACUAGAUCAAAUUAGACGUGGCGUCCAGGAAAGGGGAGUUGCCGUGAUCACUCAUGUUGAUUCAUUUUUGCGUAAGUCACUCGUAAGGGCAGCACCAUUUGUAUUUGGUCCGAUGAAAAAGGUUUGGGCCGAAAUUGGUUGAUCUAGACCUGGAAGUCUCGGUUAGGUCUAGAGCCUGCGAAUUCGGCACGAUAGAUCUGACAGUCCUUUGGGCGUUUCUCAGACUAACUUGCGCC
Messenger RNA from Suillus paluster, 896 nucleotides. Its product is annotated as ubiquitin-conjugating enzyme/RWD-like protein. The record is from RefSeq and is a predicted model, not a curated record. Gene Ontology annotation, cellular component: nucleus. Gene Ontology annotation, biological process: DNA damage tolerance; protein K63-linked ubiquitination. Gene Ontology annotation, molecular function: ubiquitin conjugating enzyme activity. Bases 86 to 535 code for a protein of 149 amino acids. Lineage: Eukaryota; Fungi; Basidiomycota; Agaricomycetes; Boletales; Suillaceae. The transcript is spliced from 7 exons.